AUGAUUCUUCCCUUUUGUGAAGAGAUAAAACUUUCAGGUGCAGAAGCCAACAGAACAAAUUCAUGUGAAUGCCAAUCUGUGAAUUUUGGUAUUGAUAUUUCAAAAGGAGAGUUAAAAAGUCCAGGCUAUCCGAUUAAAUAUUGUAGCAAUCUUAAUUGUAAGUAUGAGAUAGAUGCAAUUUUGAAUGAAUCAGUUCAUUUAGUCAUAGAUUCUUUUGAAACUGAGCAACAACAUGACUAUCUUGAAAUUCAUCAAACAUUCAUCUUUGCAAAUAUUCAACAUUCUACUCCAAUCAUCACAUUGUCGGGACGUGACAUUGACUGGCCAACUUUUGCCUCCUCAAUAGGAUGUGGAUUUAUAUUGAAAUUUAUUACUGAUAGUACUGAAACAUUUGGCGGCUUUCACGCUCAGUUCACCAGAAUUUCUACUGUUUCACCAAAGAAUUCUUGUCCGGUAUUUUUUUACGAGGUCACAGGUGAAGAGAGAUCUCUACCCAGUCCGCCCAUAGAUUUUAUGUAUUCCGCUGGUUGCACAUAUUUAUUGAAUACUACCGAUGGAUAUGGUGUGAAAUUAAAGCUUAAAUCCCUUGCUACUGUAACAAAAUUUACCGUAUACGAAAUGGAAAACUAUAACCUGAGAAGAAAUAAUAUGGCUUCUCCACUCUUCCAAAGUACACGAUUAACGGAUAUUGCUGUCAAGGAAAUAGUUUCACGUACGAAUUCCAUACUUAUACAAGUAGUAGUACGACAACAGAAUACGAUGUUAUUAGCAGAAAAGAGCAAAUUUUUAUUCGAAGCUGAGUACAGUCGUAUUGAUAGUCCUUGCAAGUGUUUUCCAAGAAGCCAUACAAUACAAAGUGAUAGAGUAACGUGGUUAACUUCCCCAGGAUUUCCUCUAGAAUAUUGUGAUAAACUUGACUGUGAAACAGAGCUUAAGCUCGAUCUCUACACUAUCGAUGCAACUUAUCAUAACACGAUAAUAAUUGAAAUUCACACGUUUAGUUUAGAACAUGGCUCUGACUUUUUACACUUCUUUGACAAAUGGAAACAUUCUUCCAAGCAUCUUAUCAGCUAUACAGGCGAAUUAAUAAGCAGUCGUAACAGAUUUUUCACAUUCAAUGGAGAGAGCGCUGAGCUACGUCUAAUCACUGAUUCUACAGUUGUACGUAAAGGAUUCAAUUUGUCCAUUAGUGCUAUCAAAAAAGAAGAAGAUUGUCGUUGCAAAGGUAUAGUUCAACCAUUUGAAUUCUCAUCGCCAACAGCAACAUUUACGUUUAUAUCGCCUGCCAACUGUGGUUUUCUUGAUUGCUUUUUUCAGUUCAAUCGUCCCACAAACGUCUUAGAUUCGGAUCGGAUAAGGUUGAUACUAAAUUUGACUUAUGUUUUUAAAAAUGGUGCAGAAGAAUUCUUAGAAGUGCUAACAAACAUCAACAAUUACAAUAUUAUUCCGUCAUAUGUUCACGAACGUGACAUCACUGUCUUCGAUGGGACAUUUCUUCUAAAUGAUACUAAAGUGAUAAUAAAUGACUCACCUCUGAUGAUUUGGUAUCACUUGGCAUCUGAUUCUAAUAAACAAAUCUCGCAGUUGAAUUUCAACUAUGAAUGGAGAAAAAUAUGUGAAUGUGGCAAUCCCCAACUUUACGCAGAAAAGGGUACAUGGAAAAAAUUGACUUCACCGGAUUAUCCAAGUCAUUACUGUAAUCUGAUGGAAUGUCAGUAUUUGAUCACUGCACCUGAGGGAUGCAAUGUUUUACUGAAUAUUACCGAAUUAGCUUUAGAGCCAAAUGAAGAUAUUUUGACUAUUUUCGAUGGAUCUAAUAUUACUGAUCGACAAAUUAGCCUUGCUACUGGAGUUGAAAUAUUUACUGAAUUACUGGAAAGUAGCGCUGAAACAAUGACAAUCUACUUUCAAACAGAUAUUAGUAUUACCAGUAAAGGAUUUGUUAUAUAUUACACCGCUGGUAACUUAAUUUAUUUUCAAAAUUUCAGUUUUCGAAUAUUAAGAUAA
Molecule: messenger RNA, 2007 nt
Organism: Thelazia callipaeda (thelaziosis nematode)
Lineage: Eukaryota; Metazoa; Nematoda; Chromadorea; Rhabditida; Thelaziidae
Source: the annotation of a GenBank genome assembly